Molecule: messenger RNA, 1708 nt
Organism: Gavialis gangeticus (Gharial)
Lineage: Eukaryota; Metazoa; Chordata; Crocodylia; Gavialidae
Gene: IFNGR2
Product: interferon gamma receptor 2 (interferon gamma transducer 1)
Exons: 7
Molecular function (GO): protein binding
Source: RefSeq, a predicted model, not a curated record
CUGCUGCUACUGCUGUCCGUGCUGGUGCCGAGGGCCCUGGCCCGCGCGCCGUCUCCAGAGUCUGCUUCCCAAUUACCAGCACCACAAAAUGUGACAAUUGAUUCACGUAACUUGUAUAACUUACUGAGAUGGGCUCCUGUUCAAGUGAAGAAAGGUCCAGUGUUCUAUACAGUCCAGUAUAAAACGCAGUCCUAUGACAAGUGGGGUGAAAUUAACUGUACGCAUAUUGCAGAGACUAAAUGCAAUUUCACAAGUACAGAAAUUCAGAGCCACUGGAUAACUUUUUUCCGUGUUAGAAGUGAGCUAGAAGACAUGCAGUCUGACUGGGUGGAAACAAAUGCUUUUAUGGCAGUGAAAGACACUAUUGUGGGGCCUCCGACAUUGAAAAGUGUGGUUUCAAAACCUGAUUCACUUCUCCUUAAUUUCUUGCCACCUCUUAGGAAUGUAAACCUUUUCUUUGAAGUUGAAUACCAUGUGCACUACUGGGAGAAAUCAACAGAUGUAAAAAAAACAAUUAUAACCCCCAAUACACUGGUCAAACUUAAAAAACUGAGGCAAUUGACAGAGUACUGUUUUCAAAUACAAGCAGCUGUCAAGAAUUCAUUAAGGCCUUACAGCUAUGGAUUACUAAGCAACACCUUUUGUCACCAAACUACAAUGAGCGAUGGGACGAAAGCUGGAUAUAUUCUGCUAAUAUUUGUAGUCACAAUUUUUGUGGUGGUCGGUGUAGCCAUGGGGUUUUUUUAUUUAGGGAAUUUUAAUGAAGUAAUUAAGGCAUGGUCACAGCCAUCUUUAAAAAUCCCAUCACAUUUUGAAGAGGAUCUAAAUGAUCCUAACAUAUCUGUUUUUGAGGACUGGGAGAAUACUCAUGUUGAAGUAGAGCACUGGGACUCCUUGUCAGUUGUCUCCACGGCAGAAGGAAGCUAAAUAGAAGCCUGAACAGAAAUACUCAAACAGCACAUCCACUGCAAGUAAAAUAACAUAAGUGACACUAUGGCUGAUGUGUUUGUACCUGGGCUACACAAAGGUAUCAGCAGCGGCAUUGUACUGAUGCUAUUUAAGGAUGAAGGACAAAGUCAACUUAAAUCGCACGAGACAUGAUGCCCUGAAACCUGAGCAAAAUGGCUUCUAUAUCAAAUAACGUGAAGUGCUUUCUACAGGAGAGACUCUCUUUGGUUGUUUUUAAAGUCACAAAUGUGAACUGAAAGAAAACACUAAGCUUGAAAGUGAUAAACGUGAUGAUUGGAACAGAAUGACUGGAAAAAUAUUGCAGUAACAAGGUUACUUUCACAUACAUUUUUUGUUGCUGAUCUAAGUCUGUCUGGACUAUAACAAUUUUUUUGAGGUUGUUAGCACUUUAUAGUAGGAUAUAUACUAUGCUGUACAGUAGGGUUGGCAAGCUAGUCAGUUGACUGGGCACAUAUUGUUAACUGGCCAGCCAAAUGAAUGCAUAUUUUUGACCAAGGAUUUUAACAGUUUUACCAAAAAAACCCUACAUUUGUUAGUAGUUUUCUUGACAGAAAUACUAUUUUAUUUGUUGACACAUUUCUUAAUGGAAAACUUGUGCUUUUUCUAUGUAUUAUCUGGACCUGUUGGCAAUUUUUUACAAUUUUUGAGCUAUACUUGACCAGUCAAUUGCCCAAAUUUUAUUUGACUGGUCAAAUACUCAACCAUACUCUAUAGUAAUUAAAUGAAUUAUUGCACCAUG